This is a messenger RNA of Camelina sativa (false flax), 690 nucleotides long. Its product is annotated as cysteine proteinase inhibitor 4. Lineage: Eukaryota; Viridiplantae; Streptophyta; Magnoliopsida; Brassicales; Brassicaceae. The record is from RefSeq and is a predicted model, not a curated record. Gene Ontology annotation, molecular function: cysteine-type endopeptidase inhibitor activity.
UGAUUGGGAUCUCCGUUAAUUUCUGGAACUAUCAUCUCUCUCUCUCUCUGCCCACAUUCCAAAGCAUCUACACAAGUCUCUCUUGGCUUAUAAAAACAUCAAACCUACAAUACAGUUAAGACCCCCCGAAAACAAAAACAAAAAAGGUUAAGUAAGGAAACAAAAAAAAAAAUGAUGAUGAUGAUGAUGAAGUCGUUGAUCUGUAUCUCUCUCAUCCUCCUCCCUCUCGUCUCCGUCGUGGAAGGUGGUCGUCUCGGUGGUGGUUACGGUAGCCAGAAGCCGAUCAAGAAUCUAUCGGAUCCGAACGUCGUAGCGAUCGCCAAGUAUGCCAUCGGGGAGCAUAACAAACAAUCCAAGGAGAAUCUUGUUUUCGUCAAGGUUGUCGAGGGAACGACGCAAGUGGUCUCCGGUACAAAGUACAAUCUGAAAAUUGCGGGUAAGAGUGGUGGUGGUGGUAAGAUCCAGAACUACGAGGCCGUCGUUGUUGAAAAGUUGUGGCUUCAUUCCAAGAGCCUCGAGUCUUUCAAGGCCGUAUAGAUCUUAAUUAAUUUGGUGUAGAUCGAUCUCUCGGAAUAUUUAAAUCUAUCUACAUAUAUGGCUGUUUGAUGAUUUGAAAUGUUUAACAUUUAUGUUGUUUAUUGGAAAAUAACAAAUAAAUUAGAGAGAUAUGUUUUUGAGAUCUCUUCACUC